CCUGGUUAAGGCCUAUUAAGCCUUUCAAGGCGCCUGCCCUGCUUAACCACAGCACAUGGGUAUCCCUGUCUAUUGACGUUUGCGCUCCACUAAAACUUUAACUUCGUUCAUGAAAUCCACUGGCUGAUCGUGUCAACAAUCCAACAUCUUCAACCCUGGUGAAUCCAUCACGGAUUGAGGGAGCUUUCCGUCCCGAACUUGAAGACGACCUCAGCUCUACUGCAGCUAAUCUGAAGUCUUCGUGCGCCCUGUAUCCUAUCUUACACCGAUCGACAUCGCGAAUCCAGACUUCGAGCAGAGCGAAACGAUACCUCGGAGCCUCCCCAUCGACUAUCACGAGCCUGGCGUCUGCUUUCCCAUUGCCGUCCUUACUGCUGCACUGCAUACCUAGUAUGGCUUCUCAAAGCGAGCCGCCUCUGGACGAAAUCCAGUGGCGCCAUCCACAGUCGGCGCAACAAAUGCAAGGAAUCCAUAGCAAUUCGGUGCUUUUCUAUUUCGCACAGUCGCCCUUUUUUGAUCCGACCUCGAAUAACGCCGUGCUGGCGAACCAAGCCAUGUUUAAUCCAGCCAUGUUCCAUCUAAUACAAACCCGUGAAGCAUUUGAGGGCCGGCUUCGGGAUAUGUCGGGCCUUGAAUUCAUAGUCGCGCAAGAACCCGCCGAGACUGCGCCCGGGACUGGCACCGGUGUCUGGGUUAUCCGCAAGCAAACCCGACGCAAGCGCGAUCCUGAGGAUGAGAUAAUCGUACAUGCUACUUACUACAUCGUGGGAGAGAAUAUCUAUAUGGCGCCUACUCUUGCCCAAGUCUUAAGCUUUCGCAUGGCAACCAUCUCUUCAUCCCUGAACAAAUGCUUCCCCGCGGCAGACGAGGCACGCACUUGGACACCAUCUCAAGGGCACAUAUACAAAAUGUCACAAGCUACUCCUAAUUCUCGUCCGCGAAAUGCUGUGGAAUCUAAAGAAACAACGCCGCGGCCUGACGAGACCGCCGCUGCGAAUAAAAACACUAGCACUUCACAAUUGAAGAAGCCAGAUGCUGUUUUAUCGAGCUUUGAUUUGGUCCGACACGCCGAGCAUUCCAUGCUUGUGCAUCUACAGUCUGGCGGUGACUAUGAGAACGAGAACCCCAUUACAGGUAAACCAGGUGCCUUCAACCUGAGCAAGACGGGUCGAACAGACAAGCUCCAGGUCCCAGGUAUCACAGCUCUAAAUACAACUUUCAAGAGCACAUCAAUUUUAGACCUUGGGGUGAAAAAGGCGAAAGACGGAAACUCUAAGGCCGGAGACAAGACUCCGAAGACUCCUACUAGCGGUACAUCCAAGCUCAAGCGGAAAAAGAGCAAGACAGGCCAGACGCCGACCUCCUCGUAGGGCGAGGGAGACGGCCUGGCCAAGAAGAAACUUACACGGGAAACUGGGGCUCCAAGAAGGAAGAAAGCCAAGCAAAUAUCAGGGGAUGUUACGAUUUAGCUAAUUUGGUUGAAGAUGAUGAUUAUGCAUCCUCAAAGUGUGCAACGUGUGGCGUUUUGGAACGGGGAGUACUGGAAGGCAGCAUUUGAUACCCAUGUUUCGAAUAUAACAAUAUGAUCUAUCGGGACUCCUCAUCGUGGGAAUAGACAUGAACUAA
Xylaria bambusicola is the source of this 1626-nucleotide messenger RNA. Its product is annotated as MED6 mediator sub complex component-domain-containing protein. Gene Ontology annotation, molecular function: transcription coactivator activity. The record is from RefSeq and is a predicted model, not a curated record. Gene Ontology annotation, cellular component: core mediator complex; mediator complex. Gene Ontology annotation, biological process: regulation of transcription by RNA polymerase II. The coding region runs from base 393 to 1370 and encodes 325 amino acids. Lineage: Eukaryota; Fungi; Ascomycota; Sordariomycetes; Xylariales; Xylariaceae. The transcript has 2 exons.